AUGUCUUUGGAAACCUCGCCAUAUCAAGCAAUCUUCUUGCAAGCCGCAUUGGACUCGCAAGCUUUAAAAUUUGGGAAAUUCACUUUAAAGUCAAAACGUGAAUCUCCGUAUUUUUUCAACUUGGGCUUAUUCAAUACUGGUAAAUUAUUAUCAAACUUGGCGACGGCUUAUGCCGAAGCAAUUAUAAAAAGCGGAUUGAAAUUUGAUAUCUUGUUCGGCCCCGCUUAUAAAGGUAUACCAUUAGCUGCUAUCACUGUAGCAAAGUUGGCAGAAUUGAGACCCGAUAUAUAUAGUGAUGUAGGGUACUCGUUCAAUAGAAAAGAAAAGAAAGAUCACGGAGAAGGAGGAUCCAUUGUUGGUUGCCCUCUACAAGGGAAGAGAAUAUUGAUCAUUGACGACGUGAUAACUGCCGGGACUGCAAUCAACGAGGCAUUCGAGAUAAUCGCACAAGAAAAAGGUGAAUGUGUUGGUUGCAUUAUCGCCUUGGAUAGACAAGAAACAACCAUUUACGACUCAACAAGAUCAGCCACCAAAACGGUGAGCGAAAAGUUUGGAAUUCCAGUUUUAUCUAUUGUGAGUUUAAGCGAAGUUAUUACCAUCUUAAAGGACAAGAUCAGUGUCGAUGACUUGAAGUCUAUUGAAGAAUAUAGAAACAAAUAUGGUGCCUAA
Messenger RNA from Lodderomyces oxycetoniae, 669 nucleotides. It is a transcript of the gene URA5, whose product is annotated as orotate phosphoribosyltransferase. Gene Ontology annotation, cellular component: cytoplasm. Gene Ontology annotation, biological process: pyrimidine nucleotide biosynthetic process; 'de novo' pyrimidine nucleobase biosynthetic process; pyrimidine ribonucleoside biosynthetic process. The record is from RefSeq and is a predicted model, not a curated record. The transcript has a single exon. Gene Ontology annotation, molecular function: orotate phosphoribosyltransferase activity. NCBI's taxonomy places the organism in Eukaryota, Fungi, Ascomycota, Pichiomycetes, Serinales, Debaryomycetaceae. Bases 1 to 669 code for a protein of 222 amino acids.